Messenger RNA from Solanum verrucosum, 2328 nucleotides. RefSeq names its product condensin complex subunit 2. The transcript has 13 exons. NCBI's taxonomy places the organism in Eukaryota, Viridiplantae, Streptophyta, Magnoliopsida, Solanales, Solanaceae. Bases 189 to 2135 code for a protein of 648 amino acids. The record is from RefSeq and is a predicted model, not a curated record. Gene Ontology annotation, molecular function: chromatin binding. Gene Ontology annotation, biological process: mitotic chromosome condensation. Gene Ontology annotation, cellular component: condensin complex.
CAGCGUCGCAAAUUCAAAAUUCAAAAAGGUGGGAAAUCAAAAAUCACUUUCCCAAUCUGAACGACAACCAGAAGCUCCCAUUCUUCUCACCGCUCUCCUACCUGGAACUUCCACCGGCGCACGCACCACUUCUCAGGUUCACUUCCCGUAACGUGAAAGUCUACUAGAUCCAUAAAUUGACGACUGCAAUGGCGGAAAUCCUAAGCCCUAAUCCCAAACUGAAAGGUCCAGGUCCAUUUUCUCCGACAAAAUUCGUCUUGGGCUCCAAUGACGACAAGCUCGAACGCGCUCAAGCACGCGCUGCCCGUGCUGCAGUCAUCCGUCGCAAGCCCAUCCCUGUCGCACCUCCUCCAUCUGCAGAUCCUUGCCUUGACAAGGAGCAGAUUCUUGAACUCUUCCAGAAUUGCAUCAAACUCGCCAGUGAAAAUAAAAUUAAUCAGAAGAAUACUUGGGAGCUAGGUCUAAUUGAUCAUCUAUGCGAGAUAGUUAAAGUUGAACAAGAGAAUGAUUCGGAGACCAACUUCCAGAAGGCAAGUUGUACUCUUGAGGCUGGAGUUAAGAUUUAUUCAAUGAGGGUGGACUCAGUGCAUUCAGAGGCAUAUAAAGUUCUUGGAGGAAUCAAUCGUGUUGGUAAUGCAAAUGAACAAGAUCCUGCUGUAGAGGGUGCUAAUGCUGAAAAUGACCAGCAGGAAGGCCAUAUCAGAAAAGAGCAAGAUAGAAAGUUAUCGCCUUUAUCAACGCUGGAGUCAUCAUUUGAUUCUCUCAACGUGAAGAAAUUCGAUGCCGCUUUUGCUGUAGAUCCUCUUUAUCAUCAGACAUCAGCUCAGUUUGAUGAAGGUGGUGCGAAGGGUCUUUUAUUGAAUAAUCUAGGAAUCUAUGGUAAUUGCCGUGUCUUUUUUGAUUCGUUUGAGAUACCUGGGAAGUCAGUACCAGAAGAAAUUCGGCAUGAUAGAACAGACUCCAUUGAUGUAUCUUUUGCUAAAGAUUGUGUUGAAGAAAUGGUGUUGAAUAUGCCGAAGAAGGACGAGAUAUCACCCAGUCUGAGGCAUAUAAUUUGUCAAUUUAGUGGAGAGAUGCCAGUGCCAGCUGAAACAGAUUUUUCUGACCAGAUUUCACCAGAACAAAAUUCUGAACCGUUUGGCCCAGAUGUGGAUGAUGAUGCAUUUGACAAUUGUGGAGCCUGGCCGAUGGAUCAUGAUGAUGGAGUAAGUUUGUCGGAACAAGGCUCUCACGAUGUUGAUCAGAUUUCAUCAAACCAACAGGAGGUCAGUCAGCCAUUUACUUUUCCUGAUGCUGAGGAUGAUGACAGAUCUGAGAGAGUUGAUGAUUACUUGUUUUUAAGUUUAGGAUUUUCUUCCAAGCACAAUUCCUGGGCUGGUCCUGAUCAUUGGAAGUACCGGAAAGUGAAAGUCUCAGAGGAGCCUUCCAAUGAAGAUGGAUCACCAGUAAAGACUAAGAAAACGAAGAGCAGAAAAGCAGAACCUGAAAUUGAUUUCACGAAAGCACUGGACACUGAUCUAUUGCAUGUCUUUGCUCCUCCAAAGAAUCCCAAGUUACUACUCCUUCCAGCAAAUAGAACACCGUGUAACAGAUUACUUCCAGAAGAUUGUCAUUAUCAACCUGAGAAUCUUGUGAAGCUGUUUCUCCGACCCAAUGUCACGUGCCUUGGAAGGAGAGGAAAGCAAAUCCCAGAUGAAGCUGGUCAACAAAGUGAAGAUUUUGGAGCUAUGCCAUCUUGGGAUGAUGAUGGUGGAUUUCCUGAGGCUUUUGAUGAUGGCAACGCAUUUAGUGAUGUGGAGGAAUCAAGUACACUUGUCUCUCAACCCCGCCAGGUAAACAAGAUUGAAGUCCAGUAUGAUAAAACAUCCAAACAAGUAGAUGUUCAAGCACUUAAGGAAACACUUUGGGACCAAUUGAAUCAAACAUCAGUUGAGGAAGAAGGUGCAUCUUUCAAGCACAUCUUGGCUGCUUUUCCAAACGAAUGCAGAGCAUCAACAUCCGUUGAUGCUAUAUCUCCUCAUUUAUGCUUUAUUUGCUUAUUGCAUCUUGCUAAUGAACAUGGAUUACGGAUACAAGGUUGUCUCAGCUUGGAUGAUCUCAGUAUACAGCUCGAAACUCACGAACGGUCUCCCUGAUGCUGUGGCCUAAGUAAUUUUUUUUUUUUUUUUCAGUUUUUGGAUUUCUCGCUGUAAUGUAUACCACUUGUAGAUUGGCCAUUCAAGCAUUGCAUAUGCUGCUUGUGGUGGAUCCUUUCUUUUGUAUUGCUUUAUAGGUUAGUUAAUUCGUGUAAAUUAUCAGAUAUUGUCAACAGUUGGCUUUUGAAUUGUU